This is a messenger RNA of Prionailurus viverrinus (fishing cat), 2338 nucleotides long. It is a transcript of the gene B4GALT4, whose product is annotated as beta-1,4-galactosyltransferase 4. Gene Ontology annotation, molecular function: glycosyltransferase activity. Lineage: Eukaryota; Metazoa; Chordata; Mammalia; Carnivora; Felidae. Gene Ontology annotation, biological process: carbohydrate metabolic process. The transcript has 8 exons. The coding region runs from base 459 to 1493 and encodes 344 amino acids. The record is from RefSeq and is a predicted model, not a curated record.
GGGUCUGGGCGCGCGGUGGGGCGGGCGCAGCGCAGCGCGGCGCGGCCUGGCUCGGUGGGGCGGUCCUGCCCGAGUCCGAGCGGUGAGGUCGGCCAGGGGGCCUGCGGAGGCCGAGCCUGGCGGGAGGCACCGGCUCAGGUGCGAGCACCUCUGUGACGCUCCCUCUGCUGCCGGCGGGGAAGCCGGGCCAGAUGCUGCCAGUUAUUGCAGGACCAUCUGGAAGCUCUUGCCUAGAGUGCGAGACACUGCUCCUGUGUGCUCUGUGAAUUCCGGAUGGAAGGGAUGGUCUAAGCAGCAAUUCCUUUCAGAAUCAGAGAUUGUUGGAGCGGAAUUACUGAACAAAAGCAGGCAUUGCAUCUUCAGUUGUCACCAAGUUUGUCAUCAGAUUACAAGAGUUGAACUCGAAGCUUCCCCUGCAGUGAAGUGGAAAGAGACAUAAUCUUCACGUAAUAACAGACAUGGGCUUCUUCAUAACUUUCCACCUUUCCUACAAGUUCCGGUUACUGUUGCUUUUUCUCUUAUGCCUGACAGUGCUUGGGUGGGCCACCAGUAACUACUUUGUGGGUGCUAUUCAAGAGAUUCCAAAAGCAAAGGAUUUCAUGGCCAAUUUCAACAAGGUCCUAGUCUGGGGGAAGGGAAAAACUCUGACUCAGGAAGCAUCCAUGAAAGAAGCAGACCUCAACAAUUGCCCUUCUGUUUCUCCAUACCUCAGGGGCCAAAACAAGCUCAUUUUCAAACCAGAUCUCACUCUGGAAGAAGUGGAGGCAAAAAAUCCCAAAGUGCACAGAGGCCGGUAUCACCCCGAGGAAUGUAGGGCUUCCCAGCGGGUCGCCAUCCUCAUUCCACACCGGAACCGAGAGAAACACCUGCUGUACCUGCUUGAACACCUCCAUCCCUUCUUGCAGAGGCAGCAGCUGGACUAUGGCAUCUACGUCAUCCACCAGGCUGGAAGUAAAAAGUUUAAUCGAGCCAAACUCUUGAAUGUGGGCUAUCUAGAAGCUCUCAAGGAUGAAAACUGGGACUGCUUUAUUUUCCACGAUGUGGACCUGGUCCCCGAGAACGACUUGAACAUUUAUAAGUGUGAGGAGCAGCCCAAGCAUCUGGUGGUUGGCCGGAACAGCACUGGGUACAGGUUACGUUACAACGGAUAUUUUGGGGGUGUUACUGCCCUAAGCAGAGAGCAAUUUUUCAAGGUGAAUGGAUUCUCUAACAACUACUGGGGAUGGGGAGGCGAAGACGAUGACCUCAGACUCAGGGUUGAGCUUCAUAGAAUGAAAAUAAUCCGGCCAAUGCCUAAUGUGGGUAAAUAUACAAUGAUCUUCCACACUAGAGACAGAGGCAAUGAGGUGAAUAUAGAACGGAUGAAGCUCUUACAUCAGGUGUCACAAGUCUGGAGAACAGAUGGGUUGACUAGUUGUAUUUAUAAAUUACUCUCUGUGGAUUAUAAUCCUUUAUAUACCAACAUCACGGUGGAUUUCUGGUCUGGUGCAUAAUGUGACCUUGGAUCUUCUGGUGACAUUCGGAAGAACUGAAUAUUUUAUUGCAGUAAUUUUGGACUAGACACAUUCGGAAGAACUGAAUAUUUUAUUGCAAUAAUUUUGGGCUAGAGACCAAUAAUUUUUGGACUAGUAGCACACAUUAAGAACUCGUUGCAGCUAAUUAUUGAGCUGAACUUUUUCUUUUUGUAUUUUCUUAGCAGAGCUCCAAGUAAUACGGGAUGUAAAGCAAUUGGAAGAAGACAGCUUUCUUGGUUGUUUUCCCCCUGAGGGUUAAAUCUUGUAAUACAGAUACUCGAAGGACUGAGUAUAAAAGGACUAUUCAAAGAAUACCAUGAAGCCUAGCUACUUGAGAACUUGGAUUGAAGGAUAUUUAAGUUUGGGCUAAGAAAGCCCACAGGAAAUAGGAUUGCUGAAUGUCUCAGAGAACCAGAAUUGUUCUCGUCUGUGGUAGAAAGGUACGAAGAAGUCUACCUGUUACUCAUUUAUCCUGCACGCUCCUCUGAAGAGCUGGGCCCCAGGUGGGAAGAAGGCCGCAGAAGAGAGGAGAGAGGUGAAGAAUCAAGAUGCGGUGAACUUGAGGAUGAAUGGCUGGGAGGAGGACAGUGAUGGAGAAGCAGCCACAGUUGUGCUGGUCACUGCUGCUGCUCCCUGUCCUGGGGGUCACCUGCCCAGACAUGUCUUCCCAGGAAUAGCCCAGCAGGGAACACAUUAUCUACUAGUUUUUAAAGUAUUUUUGUAAAAAUGAUUUUGUACGUGUAGGAUAUGAAUUAGCUGUUUACAAAUUACAUAUUAACUCAGAAUAGAUCGAAAGUACCUCUGUAGUAAAAUAUGGAAAAGCU